This is a messenger RNA of Mauremys mutica (yellowpond turtle), 1534 nucleotides long. Its product is annotated as C-type lectin domain family 2 member D3-like. Bases 1 to 897 code for a protein of 298 amino acids. The record is from RefSeq and is a predicted model, not a curated record. The transcript has 4 exons. NCBI's taxonomy places the organism in Eukaryota, Metazoa, Chordata, Testudines, Geoemydidae.
AUGGUGUCAGCUCAGGAGGCUCCUGCGAGGAGGGCACUGCCCCCGGGGGAGGCCCAUGAGAGGCAGAGACUCCCCAGUGCUGGCAGCGAUGAGAGAGGUGAGGCGUCAGGGACUGGGGAGGUGACCAAGCAACUGGGGUGCAGUGUGGGGCAGGAGGAGUUGGACACCAAGACAGGAGGGGAGCUCUGGGAGGCGGACCCGGUGCUGCAAGCAGGGGCGCAGAGCGGUCAGCAGGGCGCACAAGAUGCAGCAGGCGGGGAGGUGGCUCUGCACUCCAGCUGGGGAGCACCGACCCCACAGCCAGGCUUGUGGGAACCCCAGCCCACCCUGCGCAAGGGGACCUGCAUUGGGAGGCUGAAUUUAAAGCCACACGACUCAGGAGGGGUGGAUUGGCUCAGAGUCUCCCUUGUUCCCCCAGGCCCUGCAGGUACAGACGGGGGAAAGGAACAGUCUCUUACCAUAUCUUUCUCCAUUUUAGUGGGAAUAUCUAACUCACUUCUGGCUGCCAAAGGAUCCGACUGCCCUGAUGGCUGGGUCGGGUACCUGGGGAAGUGUUACUAUUUCUCAGAGACUGAAGGGAACUGGACCUACAGCCAGAAGAACUGCUCUGCCCUCGGUGCCUCCCUGGCUGUGACUGACACCUUUCGGGACCUGGUUUUCAUGUUACGAUAUAAAGGCACCCUUGACCACUGGAUUGGUCUCUGGAGGGAUCAAGAAGGGCAGCCCUGGAAAUGGCCCAAUGGCACUGAAUUCAACAACCUGUUUGAAAUCCAAGGAGAAGGUGACUGUGUUUAUCUGAACAAUAACUAUGCCAGAAUUGUUGGCUGCAGCUUAGAGAAACACUGGAUCUGCAGCAAACGGGAUGGAUAUACUGCGAGAAAGCAAAAUGCCCCGUGAUGCUGUCACUUACACUGAACACGCUAAGCGGAAGACAGUGACUGCCAUGGAUGUGGUCUAUGCUCUGAAACGCCAGGGUCGCACUCUCUACGGAUUCGGGGGCUAAGUUUCCAUCCCGCUUCAAAGUUGAAACAUCCUCAAAAACACAGGAACUCGAAGUUUCAACAGCACUGAAAAGUGACCUGUAAAGUUUGUGCCCUUUACUAUAUCUCUAUGAUGUAUAAAUACUCUCUUCCUUUUCUUCAAAAAAAAAAUAAGUGUACUGUAAAUGCUGUGACGUUGCACUCCAUGUGUUUUAUGGGAAUAUGCUUUUGAGUGUUUCUAUGAUGUAACUGGAAUAUGCUUUAUUCUAAAGGUCUCUUGUAUCAUUACAGAGGUUAUAACCUAUUGCAGGGGACCCCAAUGCAGUGCCUGCGGGUGCCGCGUCCUGGCCGGCAGUCGAGCAUCUGCCAAAAUUCAGCAGCAUUUCGGCAGAUGCUCAACCGCCGCCACAGUUCUUCGUCUGGCUCCUGCCAGAUGAAAAGGUUGGGGACCACUGAUUGAAUAUAUUCAUCUUGUUUGUAUGCAUAUAUUAUUCUUGUAUCUGACACUAGAACUAUGAAGUAUAACUCUGAGCUCCUAUUGUAAUUAUGCAAAG